Molecule: messenger RNA, 8461 nt
Organism: Lymnaea stagnalis (great pond snail)
Lineage: Eukaryota; Metazoa; Mollusca; Gastropoda; Lymnaeidae
Source: the annotation of a GenBank genome assembly
UUUGCAUUUAUUGUCAGAAUACACAAAAUUAGCAUAUCAUACGUGGAUUUCUUAUGGUCAUCUUUAUUUAUGUAAUAUUUUUAAAAUUCAUCAUUUUGUCCAAAUUGUUAUGAUUAUGGGGUAAUAUAAUUUUAGAGCAAAAUCAUCCAUCAGGAUUUAUUUUAGUUGUAGGUAAGUAUUUUGUUAAUAUUCAUAGCUUAAUUAGGCCCAAAUCAAAAAAAUGCUGUGCGGAAAAAGAAAGCAAUUAUUAUAAAGACUUUUCGCUAAUAUGUGUAGAUAUAUAUAUAUAUAUAUAUAAAGAGAUAUAUAUAUAUAUAGAGAGAGAGAGUGGAAAGAUAGAUAGAUUGAUAGAUAGAUAGAUAGAUAGAUAGAUAUAUAGAUAGAUAGAUAGAUAGAUAGAUAGAUAGAUAGAUAGAUAGAUAGAUAGAUAGAUAGAUAGAUAGAUAGAUAGAUAGAUAGAUAGAUAGAUAGAUAGAUAGAUAGAUAGAUAGAUAGAUAGAUAGAUAGAUAGAUAGAUAGAUAGAUAGAUAGAUAGAUAGAUAGAUAGAUAGAUAAAUAGACAGAAAGAUAGAUAGACAUAUUGAUAGAUUAUAGACACAGACGAAUGUGAAUAAAUUAACAAGAAAAGUAUGUUUAUCAAUUUAGACCUUCCUUACUUAUUUGUUCGUUUUUAUUUAAAAUUUCAAGGCAUAUAAGUUAGAAUACCUGAAGCAUGCAUUUAUUACAUUAUCUUAUUCCUAAUUUAAACCAUUUGUUGUCUUUAUUAUAUAUAUAUUUUAAGAUCAAAUGAGCUCAAAUAUGGUAAUGAUGACAGUUAAUAAGCUCUACACCCCUAUUCAUCUGCUCUACAUCAUUCUAGCAUGCGUUAUACAUUUAAAAUUAAUGAGUCCAGGUAAGUAAAAGUAAAAAUGUCUUAUUUGAAUUUUAAAAUAUAGUUUUUAAAGGGUAUAUAUUAAUUAUUUUAAUAACAAUAGAUAUAAGUUGUUUAGUUUUAUACCUAUUUGCAUAAAUUGGUGUUCAUGUUAAAAGGGAUAAUUUAACUAUAUGUUUUAUGUAAAUAUAAAUAUAAAAUAAAAUUUUGUUAUGAGAACAUGCUGAGAAAUAAAGCGUGGAUAUAAAGAGUAUGCAAUAUAAUUGUAUAACCUUAUAUAUAUAUAUAUAUAUAUACAUAUUAAUAAUUGCAAUAAAAAGCCCUUUCAAUUCCUUUUACAACGGAUUUAUAAUAAUAAUGUAUGAGAAUAAAUGAUUUUUGGUGGGUUUUUUAUUGUUUUUUUUUUAAUUACAGUGUAUGGGAAGAGUAUAACGCUCUCCUUGUCUAGGCAAGAGGACUGUAUCACAAAUUGUUCGAAAGGCCUAAUCAGCGGCAUUGACAUAGUGGUCUUUAAAUGCAAUGUGAACUACGUUAAUGAUCCUAAUUUGGAAUUUGUACAGUUUUACGUAAAAAAGAAAACUGAAAGAGCAUUCAACUUUGUAAGUAUUCAUUUUAUUAUAGAACUAAAUAGUAAACGUUGCACAUAUCCCAUCUGGUGUAUUAUUAAAGUAUUAUUAAAUUAUUAAAGUGUAUUGAAAACCUAAAAGAGUAGAGAUCAACCUGUUCUUGUCUAAUGUUGAUAAUAAUCCAUCCUGAAAGUCUACGGCAAAUUUACCAACGAAAGUUUACAUUUCCUAAAAAAGUGUGAAGAUCUAUAAAUGCGCUGAAUCCUAAAACGAUGUCAGUACUUUAAAUCAAUGACAAUUUUUUUUAAAAGCCAUCUUGCAUAGUGUGGCCACUAUUAUUUUUUUUAACAUACUAAAGCUAAUGAUUUUUUUCUUAGUGAUUGAAACACUUCCAAAAAUUUCAUACUAGCUCCAUUAGCUUAACACUUUGAUAAUAUAGAUAAGAUCAAUGUUUAGUUACCUCUUGUUAGCUUGUUUAGCGUGUCUCUCUCCCAUUUGAUUCGUAUCAAUUCGAUAUCUGCGAAUACUAAUACAGCCAACGUGGACGUAAUAUCAGAAAAGCUUAUUAAAACUGAUAGCAGCAUUUUUUUCCUUCACUUAAGUCUUCAUAUAGAAUGCUACUGACUAAAGCCCACUUUAUUGCUAUCUGGAUAGAGGGCCCUGUAAAGGUACCCAAGAUCUGAUGCAUCAUUAUUCGUCUCAUGUUGCCUUUAUUAUAUUAAAUUGUUAAAUACCGAUUUAAAUAUUAAUUAACUUGAUUAGGUCAUUUGGAGGCAUGUUUCGUAAAAUAUUUUAAUUUUUUUUUUUCGAUUUUAAAUAAACAGUUUACAUUUAAACCAAAAUGAAAUAUAAAAUUGCAAUUUAGAAACGAAACUAGGACAAAAGAAACUAAAUAUCAAAUAUUGUUUUCAAAUAAGUCUAGGGAGAUGCAAAUCUGAAAUCAGGUAUAAGCAUAAAAGAAUCAUGCAUUUUGAAGUUAUCAACAAACACAACAGACAUAAAAAACUCGGCUCUCUCUUGCCCAGGAACAAUUUGCAUCCGCGAUUCCUGCUAUUGUUAGAUUGUCUAGGGUAUUUUCAUUUUGUCUCUUUGUGUGGUGGGUGAAUCAAAGCUUACCGGGGCGUCAUAAUGCGUAAUGUAGGAACUGAUAGAUUAUCUACCAUUUCCAAACACUAAAAUUCUCUCCUCCACAAAAAAUGAUGAAGUUGUUUUUAAAAAAAAAUGUCAUUAUGCUAUUGACAUUAGGGUCCGCAAAGAGAUUUUCCAAAAUAUCUUGAAUAUUCUGAGAAGCAUAAGCACCCUUAGUGCAUUACAUUGACCAAGGGCUGCAUUGGUGUUAUGAAUGCUUUUAGUGGACUAUGUUUUUACUAAUGAAGUGGUUAAAAUGUAUGAUAUUGUUAAAAGCAUUUUUUAAAAAAAUCAUGUUUGUGAUGAAAUAUGUAAAACCAAAAAAAAAGUAUUUAAAAAUUUAAACAUCACUACAACAAAAUAAUUUUUUUAUAUCUCCUUUUUUCAAUUUCCUUUUUUUUUUAAAGGUGUAUCCGAUUUAUUUGCUUCAUUAUUUGUUUUGUGUAGUUUUUUUUAUAUUUUUAAUGAAAACUAGCCGAUAUACCCAGCGUUAGCCGCUUUUAAAUCGGACAAACAAUAACUUCUACAGCAUUUCAAUAAACAUUGAAAAUAAGAGUCUUUUAAAAUAUAUUGAUAGACACAAAAAACAAAUCAACACACCUAUAGUAAACAAAAAUUGCUUCGAAUUCUAUAAAAAGAAUUUAUAAUAACUUGUGUAAACCAUUCGUUUCCCAAUGGGAUACCCCUCCUGAAGGGAUCCGUUCCUCAAAAGAUUCCAAUCAGAUUACGUUUCCCAAUGGGAUCUCGUUUACAAUGGUAUCCAAGUUUCCCAAGGGAUCCCGACCGCGUAUGGACCCGGAUCCCGGUUAGAUACCGAUCCCGAUGGUUUUCCUGGCGCCUUUAUCUCGCUGCGAUCCCGUUUUCAGAUAGAAUUUCGAUCCCGUUAGUAUCCAAUCGUCUGUGGGAUCUCGUUUCUCCGUGGGGUUGUCUUCUCCGAUGGGUUUCCGUUUUCCCCAUUUGUUCCCGUUACUCGAUUGUAUCACCUUACCGUUGUGUUCCAGUGUACUCGUUCCCCUUUAGGAUCCUCUCCCAUGUUGGGAUCAUGUUCCCAGUAGGGUUCUGCUCCCGGUACUAUUAAGAAGGGUAUGUUUAAACAAAAGACCCAUAUAAGUAUAGAAAUGAACAUAAAUAAACUAACAUUUUAUUAAGAACAUUCUUGAAUAGUUCAGAUUAAAUUUAAUAUCCUCCUCGAGACUUGUAAAGAAUGACUUUUCUAUGUAAUAUUUUUUUAGCGAAAAGGAUACCACACAAUUCACUACUAUAACUUUAGUACAUUUACAUUGAAAGAGGGCCCCGCACAGGGGCGGGUCCAUUCUAAAAGUGUAGUUUUUAGUGUUUUUUUUGCCUGAUAUAGGGGGCCAUAUAAAAAUCAGUAAGAAAAAAAAAAUAAGUUAACAUUUAUAGAUUUCAGUUAAAAUCGGUUUAAAAAUUACUUAGAUAUGACUUUAUAUAAAUUAUCUAACUUUCUGGACACAUUCUAGUUUGAAUAUAAUUAUUUUUUAAAUCUACCGAUAUUUCUAUACUGACAAUGAAGUGAAAUUCUACAAAACUAGGCCUUUAUCCAUCAAUUCACAUAGAACGUAUAGUGUUUUCUAAGCCUAUUUAUAUGUAUAAAGCUCCUCUAAAAAAAAAUGAAAUGGUGCCUUCGGCCCAAGAUAAAAUUGAUAUUAUGAGUUCAGUACCCUUAAUACUUGAAUAUUGAUAAUCAAGUAUAAGUGCACUAAUUUUGGUUAAGAUCAAUCUGUUCAUGUAGGAGUAUUUGUUGUUUAUUUAAUUUGUAUAAUUAAUGUAAUUUAAAAAAAAAAAAAACGAAUUCGGGGCCCCCAUACCAAAAUGAAAUGUUAUGCAAUUUCAUACCCCCCUAAGUGUUCCCUCCGGAUAAUGAUAUAUAUAUAUAUGUAAGUGCCAAGUUUGUUAAAUAUCCAUCAAUUCCAUUUUAUAUAUCGUAAUGGUAAUAAAACCGCUAUUUAUAUUACAAAAAAAAAAAAAAAAAAAAAAAAAAAAAAAAAAAAAAAAAAACAGAUAAAUAUUGCUCUUAAAACCAAAAUCAAUGAUAUAGUGAUAUUUCACCAAAGCGUAUACUUUUUUUUUUCCAUUUUAUUCCCCUAAAUAUAUUUUGCCUUAAAAUUGUCAUUAUAUAAUAUGUAAUUUGACAAAAUAUUUUACCUGAGUGAUUUUAUGUAUUAAUUACUUUUACAUGAAAAGAAAAAAAAUGUACACAAUAUUAAUAUAUGUAUUGAAAUUGUACAUUCAAGAAAAUGUUUCGCUUAACGUUAAAUGUUUAAAUUUAAAAAACAUUCCAGGGUGUUAAAAGAAAAUUAAAUCUAUUUUAAAACAAUACCAAAUGAAGUGUCUCGAUUGAAGACACCUCACAGACCCAUUUACAGCUAAAAUGUCUACCCACAAAACUCUGCUGUCUUUUUAGUAGCUUAAAAAUUGGUCCAUCCUUUCAUUUAAAUCCAAAACAAAGUAGAAAAAUAUAGCGAAUAAACUAUUAGGGGAAUAUAAUCAGAUUAAAUGGUAAUGUUAAGAAAACUAAAAUACUCAUACCUUUCAGCCUACAUUAGCUGUGAUAUAAUGUACCAAGAGCAAUGUCUAUCGACACAUUUAGUAAUUUACAUUCAUUUAACAGAAAAACGUAUAGCUGCACCAAUAAAGAUCUCGAAUCACGAAAAAAGAAAUCAAAGGAAAUUGUAAAGGUGUAAAUGAGAUAGUGGGUGCUGGGUAACCAAGUGGUCCAAACAGAGUCAAUCCCAAGGUUGUUGUCUGGAGUUCAAUCCACCAAAAAUAAUGAACAUCCCCCGGAUGGAUGAGACCUACUAACCUUAAAUGUCAACUCAUGGCGUCUCGUAAGAGAGAGAGAGAGAGAGGCAAUAUUUACACAAUGUAGUCCUACUGGGGAAUAACAUUGACACAAUGACAACUCUUGCGACGCUGCUGUUGCCAAGCUAUAUCAUCAACAUAGUUAUCCAGAUCCGUGAAGAGAGGACUUUGCUGUCUAAGGAACAAGCUAACACUCCUUGUGAUUUCAUACAUUGAAGUGUAAGACAUCUUCACAUUGUGAAGGACACAUGCCAACACUAUUUUUUUUAAAUUAAUUAACAUGAUAUGAAAUUGCAAUUGUGUGCAAUUAAUAUUUUUUUCAAUGACACACUCCCGACAAACACAUACAUCAGUUAUUGUUAAUAUUUUUUCAGAUAAGAAGCUACAACGUCAAGGAAUGUGAUAGCAAGAAAAACUUUGAAUGCACUCGCUUAAGCCAGUUCAUGGUUAAUAUUUCCAUAAGAAUACAAGCUCUAACCGAUUAUAAUGGUGGAGAGAUAUUUGGUGAACUUGUUACAAAUAGUAUUCAGGACAAAAGGAGUGAAACACAGCUGUUUCCAUUGAUAUAUGGUAGUAUUCUUUUAUUUCUAUUUUUUUUUAAAUAGUAAAUUCUAAGUGUUCAUUUUCAAUUUCUGUUUUUCUUAAAGGGUAAAAAAGCUGCCUUAUAAACAUACUACUUAAUGAAUGUAUAUGGCAUUCUUCCUUCUUUGCGAGACGAUGGGAUAGCUUUACAGUCCUACUCUUCGACGAGUGGCUCAUUAGGAUAAUCAUUGAAUGACAUUCUCGACUGCAUUUUGCACAAGAGGAUAUUGAAUGCUGGUUUUGAUUUUUUCUUCCGUAUUGUUAUUUUUUUGCAAUUGAUUCAUUUAGCGUAUCCUCUGCAUUUUUUAUUUCUUCAUACUCUGCUGUUCGCCAGCUGCAAGGUUUUUCGCCUAUGAUCUCCCAUUUGUUCAUAUCAAUAUUGGCUUCCAUCGUGCUACUUUUGCAAACGUCCUUUAAUCUCAGACAUGGACUUUCAAAAAGUUCUUUCACAUCUAACAACUCUCCAUUUAGCAGCAUAUUUAGGAUAAGGCCUUCAUCCAUUCUCCAUAGGUGGCCUAACCAUUUGCAAAUAGCCGAGAAUAUGUUAAAUAUUUUUGCAAGAUAUUGAACAGUCUACCAUCAGAUAUGGUAUGGAGGUAAACUCCGUCUUCAAAGUGCGAUAAGGGAAAUUAAAGGAGCCUUGAGAAGAAAAUUGAGAAUCGCGUUGGUGCCAGUUUAACUCCGCUACUGACUGGGAUAUUGAAUAGUCUACCAUCAGAUAUGGUAUGGAGAUACACUCCGUCGUCAAAGUGCGAUAAGGGAAAUUAAAGGAGCAUUGAGAAGAAAAUGGAGAACCGCGUUGGUGCCAGUACACAACCCUGUUUAAAUCCGCUGCUGACUGGGAAUGCCUCAGGUACAUAGCUUUUGAAGUUUAAUGUUGUUACGCAGUGCUAUCCGUAGGGAGAAAUUAAUUUCCUAUAUACAUGUAUGGCUCGUUCCAAAACAGUGCUUAACAAGACGAUACCAAUUGAUAAAAACAUAACAGAGAAUACUAACACUCAAAACAGUUUUAACUGCAAUUUAUAAGAUUUAUUAAGUUAUUAUGGCUUACAAAAGAAAAGAAAUAUAAUUAAAAUCAUUAACUUAUAGAGUAUUCUUUUUCUUGUGACGGUAAACGUUUAAUACAAUGUGCCAAAAAAGGCAUAACAAUGAAACAAAUUCACACACAUAAGUAAAUACAGCUCUAUCAAGAAUAACACACUCUAAAAAAAUACUAGUCUGCCGUCCCGUAAAGAAGCAAUCUUAUCUUCCUAAAAAUAAAAUUCAAUCUGCUUUUAUAGUCUGUUGUACAUAAAUUUCCAGGCGUAUUACGCAUUAUAUUAGUAAAUCGAAAAUUCUAAAAUUUACUACCGUUUUCUAUCGCAUUGGAGUCAAGAGAACAAGCGAUAUAUUGGUUUGUGGUAAACAAGAUCAAAGGGAAUAAGCCACGCCCAAUAUUUUGCUGGGCAUGUUUCUGUGAAAUCAAUUAAUGAUUGUGAGCAGUCGCAGGGGACAACCUAUUUUGUCCCUCCUUGGCUUAGUUGAAAAGACUUUUGCACGGGUUACCCUUAAAGAAUUGUAAAGUCUGGCUAACUGCAUCUUCCAAUAGUCCCAGUGUGGCUUCCUGGGUGGGCGCUCAACUAUAGACAUGAUAUUCUCGUUACGCAAAAUGCGGUAGACGUGUCGAGAACAGCAUAUGCCUAUGUAUAUUGCUUUCAUAGAUCUGACACAAGCAUUUUACUUGAUAAGUCCGAGAGGUCUGUUCAUUGUCCUGCAAAGAAUUAAUGAAUUUAUAAUACAAUGAGAUAUAUUUGGUUGUAGUCUUAUUCUAUGCACUGAUAUAUUUCCUUCUUUUGUUGCUUCUCCCUUUUAACUUUCAAAUAUCACAAUGUUAACAGAUUCAUCGACUGUUGAUAGUGAACUGAUCAUCAAUGGACAUAAAAUUCAACAAGAUGAUGACAAAUGUUUCAUGGAUGUUCCCGAAAAAUAUGUACACAUUGUGUUUAACUGCAGGAGUGAAGUUUCGCCUUGCUUGAUUGAGAUAGUAUUUGAUAAUGAAGGCAAACAUGUGAAAGGAAUUGAAACAAUUAAUCUUACAAAAACAAAGUAUAUUGGUGAAAGUUUCACAGUAUUCCAUGCAGUAUGUAGUAUGGAUAAAAACAUACACAUUAAAAGAUGUUCAAAAUCAGGUAAUAAAAAAAAAAAUUAAAUGGAAGUUUUUUUUUUUUAAUCUGUUAAAUUCAAAAUGUAUAUUUGCAAUUAAAACAUUUAAAACGAAUAUAUAAAUCUUUCGAGUACUUGAAUAUCAAAUACUAAAAAAACCUUUAUUAAACAAAGUGUACGUAUAUUGGUUUUGUAAAUUAUUUUUGUUUCCAGUAUUGACGUAUUAUAAUGAUUAAUUUUAUUUUAUCUAAUAGAAGUGAAUACAUUGAUAUCUCCAUGGACAUUUGCUGUAGUGGUUGUUUUUAUUCUGGGGAUAGCAACUAUUGCAAUGACUGCCCAUUUUCUGUGG